AUGCCGCUCGCCAACUUUGGUACCCUGGUCCUCCACCACCUCGUCUUCGUCGCCCACCUGGCCUACUUCCACAUCGCCUUUGCCCACAUGGAGCCCAGCGCCCUCGUGGUCCUCUACUGCGUCUCAAAGCUGCUCGCCCGCCGCGCCGACGACAUUGACGGUCCGCCUCCGGAAUGGCCCCCUCCCGUCAUCCAAUGCUUGAAUCAUGUCAUGGCCAUUGCGGAAAAGUCGCCGGUUACGCCAAAGGUCGGCAUCCGAGAUCGCAUUGCGUGUCAUAGAUGGACCUACUUCACCAUGACCAUGUCCACCGGUGGCGUUGCCAACAUCCUUCACUCACGUAAACCCACACCAAACGUCAAAUGGGACACACCCUGGAUCCGCGGCAUCGGUCUCUUCUUCUUUAUCCUUAACCUUAUUCUCUUCGUCACCAAUCUCAUCCUCCUGUCCAUUCGGUUCCAUAUCCGUCCAGGGAGCUUCACCCAUUCGUUCACCGACCAGGUUGAAUCGCUAUUUAUCCCGGCAUCUGUAGUCUCCAUCGCAGUGAUACUCAUCAACACAUGUCAAUAUGGCAUCCCCAAUACCGGCAUAUGGCUCCUCCGCACUAUGGAGCUCAUGUUUUGGAUCUACGCCGCCCUGAGCGUCGGUGUCAGCGCGUUGCUGUACCUCAUCCUCUGGUCGACGUUAGUCUUCCCGGUCCAUACGAUGACACCAACAUGGGUCUUUCCCGCGUAUCCCCUACUCCUCAAUGCUCCCUUUGCAGCAAACCUCAUAGCUGCCGCGCAUGCAUCUGGCCAUGCCUUGUCGACUAACACCACGGCAAUGGCUCUCGGUGCUGCUGCGAUCCAGGGAACUGGAUGCUUGAUCGCAUUCAUGAUCUCUUCUGCCUUCAUCUACCGUCUCAUGACGCAGAAGCUCCCGCGGGAUACGCAAAGGCCCGGCAUUUUCAUGUCUAUUGGUCCGUACGGUUUCACCGCCGCCGGUAUAGCCCAACUGGGAAACCAAGCAGAAUCACUUCUACCGCCUGACUUCCUGGACACUCCACAAGUUGCCCCAAUCAUCAAGGUCGUUUGCAUCCUCGUCAGCCUCUGGCUCUGGGGCCUAGCCAUGUGGUUCUUCCUUGUCUGUGUCGGCGCACUGUGGAAAUAUGUUCGUGCUGGUAGUAGCAUGCCGUUCCAAAUAUCCUGGUGGUCCUUUGUCUUUCCAAACACUGCUCUCGUCACGGCCACUAGCGUCAUGGGAAACAUCUUUCAUAGCGAUGGUCUGCAUAUCUUUGCAUGCGUCAUGACCAUCGCUAUUGUAAUUGUAUGGGCUGUCGUCUUUGGGAGAAUGGUGUGGUGUCUAAAGGAGAAGCGACUCCUCUGGCCUAAGAAUGAGACACUACGAGUAAUCCCCUCUAACGCUAUCAACCAUGUAUAUCUGGUCUUUACCGCUGCCGCUCUUCUAUUCUUACAAGCCAAGACCUGA
Fusarium vanettenii 77-13-4 is the source of this 1464-nucleotide messenger RNA. RefSeq lists its product as uncharacterized. The coding region runs from base 1 to 1464 and encodes 487 amino acids. The transcript has 11 exons. The record is from RefSeq and is a predicted model, not a curated record. Gene Ontology annotation, biological process: malate transmembrane transport. Gene Ontology annotation, cellular component: membrane. Gene Ontology annotation, molecular function: malate transmembrane transporter activity. NCBI's taxonomy places the organism in Eukaryota, Fungi, Ascomycota, Sordariomycetes, Hypocreales, Nectriaceae.